UUAGGGUUCUUAGAUUCAUGAGCAUUCUCACUCCGCCUUCUUCCCCCGCGCUCUCCUCCGCCUCGGACGAUUUUGCUCUCCUCCUCGAUUCCGAGCUCGCCGCUGAAUCUGCCGACGAAGGAUCCGAGCCCGCGGCCAACAGGGAGGAAGCGGAAGAUCUCGAUGACGAGAAUGAGGAGAGGAGGAAGAGAUUACGGCUGGAUUCCGCGAGCAAUUCGAGCUGUCCUCCACAUCCCGGAUUUAUGUGGGGCGUUUGUAUACGUUGCGGUGUGCUCAAGCCAAAUUCAGAGCCUGGAGGAAGCGCCAGCAACGUUGCCUUGAAAUACAUCCAUGAGGAGUUUGAGCUUGCUGGAGAUGUUCUAGCUCGUGUUCGUGAAGACGAGCUUCGGCAAGUGUUGGGCAAACGGAAGCUCUUCCUGGUUUUGGAUUUGGAUCAUACUCUACUGAACUCUGCGCGCUGGAUGGAAGUUUUUCCAGAUGAGACGGCUUACCUUGAGCACACCUACAUGAAUGUUCCGGAAGACAAAAUACCAGCAUUAUCCAAUGGUGCUCCAGCUGUUGCCGGUGUUAUUCAACCUGGAGGGGGAGGACUGCACCGGAUUCACGGCAUGCAAUUGUGGACAAAGCUGCGGCCUUUCGCUCAUAAGUUUCUAGAAGAAGCAAGCAAACUGUUUGAGAUGUAUGUGUACACAAUGGGCGAGAGGAUGUACGCUGUGACAAUGGCUCAUCUCCUUGAUCCCACCGGAAAGUUUUUCAAAGGUAGAGUCAUCUCGCAACGCGACAGCACUUGUAGACAGACGAAGGACCUGGACAUCGUUCUUGGAGCCGACUCGGCAGUGCUCAUCCUUGACGAUACAGAAGCGGUCUGGCCGAAACAUCGAGCCAAUCUCAUUGUCAUGGAGCGAUACCAUUUCUUCCAGUCAAGCUGCCGGCAAUUUGGUUUGGAAAACCCGUCUCUUACGAAGGCCGAGAGGGACGAAAGCAAAGACGAAGGCGCGCUAGCAAACGUGCUCAAAGUCUUGCAAAGGAUCCACAGCGACUUUUUCAUGGAAAGCGAUGAUUCUCGUUACACUUGCGACGUCCGCGAUAUCACCAGCGUCGUCCGGUCGGAAAUACUCUCGGGGUGCAAGCUCGUGUUUAGCCGGAUCUUCCCGACCGACUGCCUGGAACCCGAGCUCACUCCACUGUGGAGACUGUGCGUGGAUCUGGGGGCCGAGUGUGUUCUAGCGCACGACGACUCGGUCACUCACGUAGUAGCGCUGGAUCGAUUCACGGACAAGGCCAAGUGGGCGAAAGAGCACCGAAAGUUUUUGGUCCAUCCGGCGUGGGUGGAAGCAGCGCACUCGCUGUGGAGAAGACCAAACGAGUUGGAAUUCCCAGUGCGCGAAGGCCAAACGCGAGCUCCAGUGUUUACAUUUGCAAAGACUGUAAAUGUAGAAGUCGAAAGGAAUCGGGAAGAGAAAGACCAAACAAACUAGAACGAUGAAAUAGCUUGUGAGUGAUAUAGAAUAUUCGAAGUAUGACUGGAAUAUUCUUUUA
Molecule: messenger RNA, 1539 nt
Organism: Selaginella moellendorffii
Lineage: Eukaryota; Viridiplantae; Streptophyta; Lycopodiopsida; Selaginellales; Selaginellaceae
Product: RNA polymerase II C-terminal domain phosphatase-like 4
Exons: 8
Coding region: 18-1478 (486 amino acids)
Cellular component (GO): nucleus
Molecular function (GO): RNA polymerase II CTD heptapeptide repeat phosphatase activity
Source: RefSeq, a predicted model, not a curated record